AUACAAUAGCAUACUUGCAUCAUACAUACUUAUAAACAGAGAGUGAUAUAAACGUUUUACAACAAUAACAACAACAACAAGAAGAACUACAACAACAGAAAAACGCAUCGUAUGUUUCAACGAAAUUUGUUGCGGAAAUAAUAAAAAAAUAUGAUGCUAUGCACAUCAGCGCCUAUGAAGCAUGUAAGUCUAAUCUCCAUUAACCACUAUAAUUCCCAAAAUAGCUUAGAACGGGUCGCUGAGGAGCUAAUGGGGCGCAGGAAAUGGAAGCAAUAUCAAGAAACAUUAAUGCGAACCCACUUAAAUUCCGACCAAUUUGUUGCAUCAAUCGAAGACAACAAUAUCGAACUGAAGAAAGAGCUGGAUAAGUUUAAAAACGGUGAAUUUAUAGAAAUCAGUGAAACAACAGCAACAAUAGAAACCCAAAACCUCGAAGAGAACCACCGCAAAGAUCUAGAGAAAAAUACAAUAACAAAACAACAACAACAACAAAAGGAGCAAGAGCACGAAAGCGUCAAGCAACCGCAAGUAAAAGAACAAGAAAUAGAAAUAAAAGAAAAUAAACAUCACAUUGAAACAGAAAACAAAGUAGAACAAGUAAAAGAAGAUAAAAAGGAUACUAAAGAAAUUAUAACAGCAUCACAAAAUCAAAAAGAAGAAACUGUUAUUACAAAUACCAAUAACAAUAAUAAUUCAUCACUUAAAAGCGCCAAUAAUACAGCAGCCGACAUCACAGUUAAAGAUUUAAAAUUAGAAUUAGAAACAUCUGGUACAAGUCCAUCAACGUCACCGCCACCACCACCACCAGAUCCCAUCGAUUGGAAACCGAAUGAUAAGUGUCAUUUUUGUGUUAACGGUAAAUUACUCACAGUGAACGCUAAAGGUGAAUUAGUGGCCGAAUCUGGCCCAACUGGGUCUGAAACGGACCACAUACAAAGAUUGGAUUGCGAAAGUGAUUCAAACGAAUCUUCAUCCAUUGCCGCUGCCGCCGCCAAUACGAAUGGUAAUUUACCAUUAAUGACUGGUGCCGGGCCUUUGACGGACAAUAAUCGUGUAACGUUAAACAAGUUACUGACGCAAAAAAUGGCUUCAAUGGAUUCAGUGGCAGCACAAUUUGCCGCCAUACAAUCAAUAUUACCAAAUUUCAAUUGGAUGAAUCAACAACAGCAACAAUCUCAACCAGAUUCGGUUACACCAACUACCUCAGAUACAUCAGCCGCCGCAAUAAGUCCCUCUCUAAAGGAUUCACCAAGUCCCAGUGAUGCCACCGGUGAACAGCCUUUAGAUUUAAGUUCCAAACCGUCUCCAAAUUCAUCAGUUAGUGGUGAUUUGAAGAGUGUUAGAAUAAAAUCAUCACGUGCUACACCUGUUCCUUCGACACGUCGCACCUACAGCGAAGAAGAUUUGAAUAACGCUCUGCAAGAAAUCCUCUCCGGUAGACUGGGCACACGCAAAGCGGCCGUACAAUUCAAUGUACCACGUUCGACGCUGCGCAACAAGAUCUACAAACUAACCACAGAGGCGAAACGUAAUAACGAACAAGCCUCACCCGAAUUGUUACAGUUGCAGCAAGAACUCGAAAAGGAUAUGUCCGGCGACGACGAGCCUGAGCUGGAGAGCAAUGCAUCGACGCCUCAACCGGAUGAUGUGGUCGUGACUCGCAUUUCAACACCCAAUUUGCUUAAGAAAUUAUGCAUCAAUAAUGGUGAGAGUGUGGAGGUGAGUGGUCAUCCAGAGGAUCAAGCCACUAUGUUGCAUGCCUCGCCCAAGCCAGCUCAUGUGGAAUCCUCGAAACCUCAAACCACAGAGGGACUACCUGAACACAAUACACAAGCCCAAAUAACAGCUUUAGAAGCCGCUCUACCGCUACUGCUGCAGACUCUCCUGCUGUCCGAUAAAAAUCUAAGAGAUGUAUUUAGUGCUCUGCUUCUCAAUUCCACCAAUAAUCUGAAAGACAUUGUGUCGGGAGCAACAACAGCUGCUAAUAGUGUUGCUGCUGCGGCCAGUGGCAGCGACAACAGUAGCCUCAAUAAUGGCAAUCAGCAGCAGGACUACCGUCCACUCUUACAGCUGUUGUUGCAGCAGCAGCAACAACAACAUCAGCAACCCACAUCAUUUGCUAGCGGCCGCCGCCUACCAAAGUCUGAUACACCCGAAACGAACUCUUCACUGGACCCGAAUGAGGCCUGCGAUGACCCUUCGGCGAUAUUGAAAAUUCCGUCCUAUACUCCAGUGGCUGGGCCUUCCAACUCCAUGGGACCCAGCAGUUCGCGUGGCUCCCCAGCACUACUGUGUCACAACAGCAAUUCGAAUCGUAACGGUGAUAGUCCCGGUCCUUUGCUGCUGGCGGCCGCUGUUAAUGCCGCCCAAAAACUAAGCACUAAAAAUCUCUCAGUAACACCGCCAUUACUGCACGGCGUAGUCGACAACCAGCCACCCCAGUCAUUGAGAAUGAGUGAUGUUAUAGCCAAUAGCAUACAUCGUACCAUGAACGAGCAGGCUAACAAGGAUGCCGUGCAUGCUGGUUCUGUUUCCCUGCUGAGCUUUGCUGCGAACUCCGAACGCAAUAGUGUGGGGUCCAUGUCAGCGGCAGGCGAUUAUAAGAAGCCCACCAUAUCGGUAGUCAAGAAUAUAGGCGGCACGGACACUUCGCGCUUUGGUACUGCUCCGAAUCUGCUGGCAGCAGAUCUGGUGCAACAUCACCAUCACACCGCUCACUUACAACAUGCCCACCAUCAUCUCAGUCGCCAGGAAGCGGCCGCUUUGGCCGCUGGCAAAGGUACACGACCCAAACGUGGCAAAUAUCGCAACUAUGAUCGCGAUAGCCUGGUGGAGGCCGUCAAAGCCGUGCAGCGUGGCGAAAUGUCGGUGCAUAGAGCUGGUAGUUAUUAUGGAGUUCCACAUUCAACACUAGAGUACAAGGUUAAAGAGCGCCAUCUAAUGCGACCGCGCAAACGGGAGCCUAAGCCCCAGCCGGGUCUAGACGGUAGUAGCAAUAGUUCAAAAACAAAUGCCAACAUUCCUGCAGGACUAACGGGUCUUGACAAACUAAAGGCCGGAAAUGGUGGCACCAAUGCCAAUUUGAAAUUGAGUGGCGCCGGUAUGAAAAACAAUGGAGGCACUGGUGCGAACGCAUUUCCGGGUAAUGCCGCAAAUGGCAUGAAACUGCCAAUGUUCGAUCCCGCCUUAGCUCACUUGCCCUACACAUCACCACUCUUUUGGCAACACAACCAGGCGGCGGCCUUCAGUCAGCUGCAAAUGGAUUUCAACCGCAAUAGCACAGCGCCCUCAGCCACCUCACCAAAUGAAGCCAGCAGUGACAUACUCAAGAGUCACAUGCAGAGAUAUCAAGAUAUGACGGGAGGAGGUGGUGGCGGUGGAGCUAGCAGUGUGGGCGGUAAUACCACAACAAACUCCUCCAAUGGCCCCAGUCCGGUAUCAAGUCCCAUACUAUCGGGUCAAGAUAUCAACAGAGCGCGUGAACUGUACGAAAGCAAUGCCGCCAAUGGAGCCUCAUUUCUCGAUGGCAUCAUACGUAAAACCCUCGAUCGCAAAAGCAAUGAAGUGAACGCGGCCAGUACCAGUGCGUCCGGCGGUGUGCUGCUGGAUCAGCUGCUGAUGAAAAAGACCCCACUACCUUUCACCAACAACCGUAGCAAUGAGUACAACUCACUGUCACCCACACACUUAGGAGCCAUCAAACGUUCGGGUAGUCCUCUUUCACUUAGUGGCACCUCCAUUAAACGGGAACGUAACUCACCACACAGUGGCGCAGCCAGUGAUGAUGGCGACGAAACUUCUCAAAGUGGUGUGGAUGAGAGUUACGAGAAUAAUAACAACAACAAGAGUGGAAAUGGUGGCUUGCAGACCUCAUUGAGCCAGCGCAGUCGCUUGGGUUCACGCGAUUCCAACUCCGAGACGGACAACAGCAGUUUGAAAAGUGAACGACAAAUGAGCAAUCACCAUCAUCAACAUCAGGGACAUCACAACAAUGGCAGCAAUGUCAUCAAUAUGCUGGAUAUAAAUGGUGGAGUUGGUGGCGGCGGCAGCAGUAGUGGUGGUGGCCUCAACUCAAUAAAUGUUAAAACCGAAAUUCCUAACCUCGAAACGGGCACCUCUAUACUACAAGAGAAACUCUCACAAAUCAAGGCCGAACAGCAGGAGAGCGAAGAAAACUUAUAGAAGCAAAUGCCAUAUGGAACAGUAGGUAUAGGAGUAGCAGGAGGCGGAGCAGAUCUAGGUCUUAUGGCACCACAACAUUAUGCAGGCCCACACUAUCAUCAGCCCCACCAUCAUCAACAUCAUCAUCACUCUCAUCUGCAACACACAUGGUAUGAGCCCCAACAACCUCAACAUCAAACUCACACGUCUUGGUAUGCUGGAGUGGGCGGUGCACUGGGCCCCGGCCAAAGUGGUAAUGAAACAUUAGCUAAUAACUAUUACAGUUACUGAAUGCUCUAAAAUAUUUUGUCAACCAAAUGUAUAGGGAAUAUUUUAGACAACAAAUUAAAUUUAGUAAAAUUAAGUUAAACAACAAAUAACAAGUUAAAUUGAAGAGCGAACAUACUACUUUUAUAAUACAUACAUACAUUUCUAAAGAGAGCAAAGCAAGCAAGCAAGCAAGCGAGAGGAAGUAAAAAGGAAUUAGUCAAAAUUUUUUUUGUUUAUUUUUUAAAAAAAAAUUAAGCAACAACAAAAAAAAUAAAACAAAAAUACCAAUAAUAAAAAUCCCACAAAAUUAGUUUAAAAAGUAAAUGAAAAACUUAAAAAAUAAUACAAACAUACAUAUAAAAUGAAAAUAAUUAAAGUGUAAAAUCAAGAGAAAUUAAAAGAAAAGAUAGAAGGCAAGAAAACAAACAAAAUAUGAUCUUUGUACAGAAAGUAGAAAAGUAAACAAAAAUGUUUUAAACAUGUACGUCUCUUUUUUAAAGCCCAAAAACAAAAAUAGUUAAUAAAAACAACAACAACAACUACUUAACAUAACAGUACUACAUAUUUAGAUUAUAAAGACAACAUUCUCUUUACAAAUUCAUAUAUAUAUUUACAUAUAUAUAAAAGAUUAUUGUUUUUUUUUUAAUUAAUAAAUAAAUAUAUACAAACAUCUAAAUAUAUAUAUAUAAAAAUACAUACGUACAUAAGCAUAUGUAUAAAAAUAACUCGA
Calliphora vicina (urban bluebottle blowfly) is the source of this 5161-nucleotide messenger RNA. RefSeq names its product Ecdysone-induced protein 93F (gene Eip93F). NCBI's taxonomy places the organism in Eukaryota, Metazoa, Arthropoda, Insecta, Diptera, Calliphoridae. Gene Ontology annotation, cellular component: nucleus. The coding region runs from base 151 to 4182 and encodes 1343 amino acids. The record is from RefSeq and is a predicted model, not a curated record. Gene Ontology annotation, molecular function: DNA binding. Gene Ontology annotation, biological process: regulation of transcription by RNA polymerase II. The transcript is spliced from 7 exons.